Clupea harengus (Atlantic herring) is the source of this 5401-nucleotide messenger RNA. It is a transcript of the gene bicd1a, whose product is annotated as BICD cargo adaptor 1a. NCBI's taxonomy places the organism in Eukaryota, Metazoa, Chordata, Actinopteri, Clupeiformes, Clupeidae. Gene Ontology annotation, molecular function: dynein complex binding; dynein intermediate chain binding; cytoskeletal adaptor activity. Gene Ontology annotation, cellular component: cytosol; Golgi apparatus. Gene Ontology annotation, biological process: positive regulation of receptor-mediated endocytosis; protein localization to organelle; microtubule anchoring at microtubule organizing center. The record is from RefSeq and is a predicted model, not a curated record.
GAACAACAAUAUUGCUUUGAUGGUGUUGUGGAUUUCGUAACGUAGCCAAAUUGUAGCUUAAUUCAUUUUUGGCCUGGUUGUUACUAUCUCCGGCUCCUGUGGAGAUGCUACUGAGGCGACCUGACGUCACAGACCGAGGGCUGGACACAACUUCAGUCCGCUUUGCCUCUCUGUAAGUGGGGGAGAUGGCGCGUGUCCUUCCUUGAGAGAGCUAAACUAAAUGUAGGCUGUGUAUUAUUGGCGUAUAACACAAAACAUCUGGAAGUCUUGCAGUGCCUAUUUAUAACGUCCUAAAAUAAUUCUAGAGGAAUCUGUAUCCAGGAGAUAAUACGCCAAAAUCACCAUCCCAAGCGGAGCAGUAUUUUUGGGUGGUCUGCAGUACCCCAGCUGAUUCUGCACGAUCGCUGAGGAGGGGAGGGGGAGUGUAGGGUUGGGUUUAGGACCGCGUAGCCUCCGCCUCUCUGUUUGUCCAGUACCGGGACGGCAAGGGGAAAGCCCGGGCACUCCUGGGCCAUGGCAGCGGGAGGAGGAUGUGGCGAGUCGGUGGACCAGUACAGGGCCGAGGUGGAGCGCCUGACCCGGGAGCUCGCCGAGGCGAACCGGGAGAAGAUCCGGGCUGCAGAAUGCGGUCUGGUGGUCCUGGAGGAGAACCAGACGCUGAAGCAGCAGUACGCGGAUCUGGAAUCCGAGCAGGAGACACUAAAGCGGGAGCUUGAACAGUUGCAGGAGGCGUUUGGCCAAGCCUAUUCCCAGCAGCGCAAGGUGGCGGAGGAUGGCGAGAGCAACGAGGAGACGUUGCUGCAGGAGUCGGCCAGUAAAGAGGCCUACUACAUGAGCCGGCUGCUGGAGCUGCAGACCGAACUGAAGAACAGCCGCUCGAUGGCCUCCAACGCCCAGGCAGAGAGCGAGAGGCUCAACAUGCUCAUGCAGGAGCUGAGAGAGAGUAAUGAGGUGUUGGAGCUUCAGAGGGGUCGUAUGCGGGAGGAGAUCAGAGAGUAUAAGUUCAGAGAGACACGCCUCCUGCAGGACUACACAGAGCUGGAGGAGGAGAACAUCACUCUACAGAAACUAGUGUCCACACUCAAACAGAACCAGGUGGAGUAUGAGGGCCUGAAGCAUGAGAUUAAGGUUCUGGAGGAGGAGACGGCGCUGCUGAACAGCCAGCUGGAGGACGCGCUGCGGCUGAAAGACAUCGCCCAGGCCCAGCUGGAGGAGGCGCUGGACACGCUCAAGAGCGAGCGCGAGCAGAAGCACGGCCUCCGCAAGGAGCUGGCACACCACAUCAGCCUUGGCGAAAGCGUCUACGGCGCCGGUGCCCACCUGGCGCUCGCCGCUGUCGACCAGCUCCGCUUCGCAACCGAGACAGACGUCACGGCGGCAACGCCCACGGCCAACGGGUCCGUGGGUCCGCACAGCCUCCCCGGGUCCGCCCUCACCAGCCCCGGCGUCGAGGACGUGGGCCGCUGCAACAGGCUUCUCCAUGGGAACAGGGCGACCGCAAAUGGCACGGCGGAGUUUGGGCACCUCGCAGGGCUGGGGAGGAAGGGGGUAGACAGCGUGGCACUGCCUCCGGUGGCGGAUCUCUUCAGCGAGCUCAACCUCUCAGAGAUGCAGAAACUCAAACAACAGCUCAUUCAGGUGGAGCGCGAGAAGGCGUCUCUCCUGGUGACACUGCAUGAGUCUCAGACCCAGCUACAGCACACCCAGGGCGCCCUCACUGAGCAGCACCGGCGCGUCCACCGCCUCAAUGAACGCCUGAGCACCAUGCACCGUUUCUACGGAAACAAACAGUUUGACGCAGAGGAGACCGAAAAGGACGGAGACCAUAACGGAGAGGACAUCGCCACCACCAAUGGCUGCUGCAACAACGAGGAAGAGGUGGAGCUCCACGGCUUCGAGGUGCUGGAGGGUAAGUACCGCGUAGCGGUUACCGAGGUGAUCGACCUGAAGGCGGAGCUUAAGACGCUGAAAGAGAAGCACAACCUGGUGGUGGAGAGCCAAUCAGAGGAGAAGAGCCGCAGCGAGGGGAAGGUGCGCACUCUGACGGAGGAAAUAGGCUGUCUAGAAUGCGAGUGCCGGGAGGGCCACGAGCGAAUCGUUAGGCUGGAGGCGGAGCUGCGUGGCCAGUUGGGCGUGGCCAGCGAAAGCCAGAGCAUGCUGACUGCGGCGCAGGACGAGCUGGCGACGUUCAGCGAGGAGCUGGCGCAGCUCUACCACCACGUCUGCCUGUGCAACAACGAGACGCCCAACCGCGUCAUGCUGGACUACUACCGGCAGAGCCGCAUCACCCGCAGCGGCAGCCUCAAGGGACCCGACGACCCGCGUGCCCUCCUCUCCCCGCGCCUGGCCCGACGCCUGGCCGCCUGCGCGUCUUCCUUCUCCGAGCCCCCCAAAAGCCCCCAAGAGUCCCCCUCCAAGGACCCACCGUCAUCCGGCACCGGUGAGGGAGGGCAGGGGAGCCCCACCCGCACCCCUCAGGGCUCGGGGUCGCCAGUCAGCAUCAGCAUUUCGCCAUGCCCGUCCCCCUCGCCUGACAGCGGCUCGGGAGGUGGGAGUGGCGGCGGCGACUUGAGGAGAGAGCCAAUGAACAUCUACAACCUGAACGCCAUCAUCCGCGACCAGGUCAAGCACCUGCAGAGAGCCGUGGACCGCUCCCUGCAAUUGUCGCGGCAACGGGCCGCCGCACGCGAGCUGGCGCCCGUGAUGGACAAGGACAAAGAGGCCUGCAUGGAAGAGCUGCUCAAGCUCAAGUCUAACCUCAGCACCAAGAGAGAGCAGAUCGCAACACUACGGCUGGUGCUCAAGGCCAACAAACAGACAGCAGAGGUGGCCCUGGCCAACCUGAAGGGUAAGUAUGAGAAUGAGAAGUCCAUGGUGACGGAGACCAUGAUGAAGCUGCGCAACGAGCUAAAGGCCCUGAAGGAAGACGCGGCCACCUUCUCCUCCCUCAGAGCCAUGUUUGCCACCAGGUGUGAUGAGUACGUGACCCAGCUGGAUGAGAUGCAGCGGCAGCUGGCGGCGGCGGAGGAUGAGAAGAAGACGCUGAACUCGCUGUUGCGCAUGGCCAUCCAACAGAAGCUGGCACUCACGCAACGCCUGGAGGACCUGGAGUUUGACCACGAGCAGACUCACCGCGGACGCCAAACAGCCGGCAAGCUGGCCAGGCUCAAGAGCAGCCCGCCCAAAUCUCUUGUAGAUUGUCAGCAGCCUGCUGUCUCAGUAUCAACAUACACAUCACUACUAAAGCGAGGAAGCGUGCCAUUGGGCCGCAGUCCUAAUGUGGUGGUGGUUCUCCAGGAGGACCGGACAGCUUCAGCCAGCGCUGGGAACCGAAGUGCUCUCUCCCCCCGUGACCCCUUCAGAUGUCUGGCCCAGCCAGCCCUCCCUACCAGACCAUAGGGCACACCCUCAUGUCCAGCACACACACACACACACACACACACACACACACAUACAUACACACACACACUCAGCCUAGUCAGCACCUGUAUCUCAAGUGCUCUCACACAGUCAGGUGUCCAAGUUUCUCUGGACUCAACAAGGCCCUCUCCUUCCUGCAGUGUCACCAUGGCAACAAACCAUGACUUCAGUUGUUUGGCAUGGUGUGUGUCAAAGUUCAAGACCGGAGUGAACUACGACACAUUUAGACAUCGUGGUUAAUUCUGCAUUUAUUUAUUCAUAUAUUUAUUUGUGUUUAUUUAUUCAUGGUGAAUAUUAAUGGAUUGUUGUGUGAUAUUCCAGUUUUUGAUUGGUAUUAUUGUUUUGAAUUCAAGAACAACAGCCUUGCUGUGAUAUUGAUACUUGGAAUUGCUGCUUUUUUCCUUUGCCUUUUUUAUUGAAGCAAGUUAAAUCACGGUAAAUUGUUUGUAGAUUUGAACGCAAAUGUUACAACUGUCAUGCAGUCCGAAUUCCUUUUCAACUGGAAGUUACAAGACAUGUUAAGUAUGAGGUUCAAAGGUCUAUCAAGGUCAUCGGUGUAGGACACUACAGUGAGAGUGGCCAAAUAGGAGUCAUCAGUUGUGUGGUGCUGAAACCACAUGCUGUUUGAGUACGUUCUGCUCAUCACAAGGCUCAGUUGAAACAGCAGUUGAAAAAGAAUGUUAGAAUCUGAAGCAUGGCAUUCUGAAGCUCUCAGGUCUUGAUUUCAUGUGUGACAUGUCCUAGUGCUUUCCAAGAAAUUAGCAGAAAAGUAUUGAUGGGAGAUUUGAAUGACAGUAGUAUUUGAAUUCAAGUGAGAACACCACUGAAUUGGCUUGGUUCAGAUAUAACGUCAGUAUAUCUAAGGUAUUUGUUUUUUUAUAUUUUAUUAAAAAUCUAUGUUAUUUACGAUACACACAAAGAUUAUAUUUUAUACUUGCGUUGACCUUGUUUAACCACUGGUUUGGUGAGGCAUUUGGAUUGAGAAAGAGUAGUCUGAUAGUUGAGAGAGAGGCUGAAACUGACUGCACUAAGCGUGUGUGAGUAAGGACAGGAUAGAUCUAGACUAAGAACAAGUGGAGUAUGACUGAACUAAAAAGUGACAUUCUUAGUCACCCUUUACUCGUGUGAGUUGAAUACAUACCCUGUGUCAAAUCUCAGUAAAGGGAAAGUGUUACUCUUCCCAGUGGUCUUGUGACUGAGUUUAACUGCCUACAUUCCCCCUCUGAGAAUCACUGUAACACUGUACAUGUCUCCAUCAGCUGUUGCUGCUUAUCGUAUUUUCAUCAGAUGUUGAGUUAAUUAAUUAAUUAAUUAAUUAAUUAAUUAAUUAGGCCCUUAUCCAGGUCCAGCAGAUACACACCGGCUCUGGUUUGGUUCCCUCUCUGCCAGUUCCACCAGUCUAAAAAAGGAAAAUCUACUCUGGAUUACACUGCAUCCUUUUUUUAACCCUAAGAAGACACCUGAGCAGUCUUGAGCACAGUGGACUACUCUGAUGCUGUUACCUGUUCGGUUUAGAGACACCAUUGAAAUGAGCAUGAGCUAUGCACCAUUCUAUUCUCUUCUGGCAAAGUUCAACUCCAGCUGAACCUGAGAAGGCCUCAGCCAGGUGCUCUCUCUCUCUGCGGGAGGAACCCUUAGUGCUUCCAGGUAUAAAAGAGGAUCACUGUCAGUGGGAAAAUAAUUAAGCUGUAGAGACCCUUCAAAUAAUGAGAUGUUGUUUUUACACAGAAACAGCUAGCUUUUAAACGCUUGCAAGAGGAGAGAGGAUGACUAAGACCGUGAAAAGUGUCUAUGGGUUUGAGUUGCUGUUGAGUUUCUGUGGGUUUUCAGUACAUAUGUCAUGAUGAUACCAGAGCAAAGUCCGAUCCAGACAAUGUAAAAGUCUCUUUCCCGUACAAGUUUUUAUUUGCUCUUUUACUACUCUCACACCUUGAGCAAACAAUCCAUCUUGAGGCAUGUUCAGUCACCUCUUAAUGAAAAA